Molecule: messenger RNA, 2160 nt
Organism: Penicillium riverlandense
Lineage: Eukaryota; Fungi; Ascomycota; Eurotiomycetes; Eurotiales; Aspergillaceae
Product: M3 family metallopeptidase
Exons: 2
Coding region: 1-2160 (719 amino acids)
Biological process (GO): proteolysis; peptide metabolic process
Cellular component (GO): mitochondrial intermembrane space
Molecular function (GO): metalloendopeptidase activity
Source: RefSeq, a predicted model, not a curated record
AUGGCACCCGCUCACCUUCGGAAGCCGCCGCAAGCCCCGCCUGUGUUUACGGCGACGGCCCAAUCCAUCGUCGCUGACGCCGAGCGUCUGAUUAGUACUUCCCGCGGGAUCCAGGAUAAGGUCGUUGCGGAAGUGAAACCCGAUAGCGCCACGUUUGACAAUGUUCUUUCUCCGCUCACUCAGGAUGAGAAUGUUAUGGCGCUAGAGGCGCAUAUUCUGGGAUUCUACCAGGCGGUUUCGACGGACCAGAAGCUCCGCGAUGCUUCCUCCAAGGCGGAAGAGCUGAUGGAUGAGUUCUUCAUUGAGUCGGUCAUGCGGGAGGAUGUGUUUGGGUUGGUUGAUGCCGUCCUCAAGCGCAAUGAGUCUCUCGACCCGGAGUCGCGCCGUCUGCUGGAGAAGGAGCACAAGGACUUUGUUCGCAACGGGCUGGGUCUGCCCGCGGGCCCGCAGCGGGACCGCUUCAAGGAGAUCAAGAAGCGACUGAGCCAGCUGAGCAUCGAGUUCCAAAAGAACCUGAAUGAAGAGAACGGCGGGCUUUGGUUCACCCCCGAGCAGCUGGACGGUGUGCCCGAUGACGUCCUAUCCGGUCUGAAGAAGGGCGAUGGGGAGAAUGAGGGCAAGCUCUGGCUGACCUUCAAGUACCCGGACCUGUUCCCCACGAUGAAAUAUGCCACCAACUCCGACGUCCGGCGACAGGUCAUGGUCGCCAACGAGAACAAGUGCAACCAAAAUGUGCCGCUCUUCCGGGAAGCCAUUGUGCUCCGGGACGAGGCCGCCCGUCUGCUGGGCUACCCGAACCAUGCUGCUUUCCGUAUCGAAGACAAGAUGGCCAAGACCCCGGAGACGGUCAAUACGUUCCUGGGUGAUCUGCGGACCCGCCUGACAGCCGGUGGGCGGCAGGAGCUCGAAAAGCUGAUGGAGCUGAAGAAAGAGCUCGACCCCAAGUUCGAUGGCCGCUACUACUUGUGGGACCACCGGUUCUAUGAUCGGUUGAUGCUGGAGCGGGACUACCAGCUGGACCAGCAGCUCAUUGCCGAGUAUUUCCCGUUGUCGACCACCAUCGAGGGGAUGCUCAAGAUCUUUGAAGAGCUUUUCGGUCUCGAGUUUGUGGAGAUCACGGGCGAUGACCGCGCUGCGGUGGCUCCGACUGGCAAGGGCGACGACAUUGUCUGGCACGAAGAUGUGCAGGUGUUCAGUGUGUGGAACGAUGAGGGUGAAGGCAGUGGCUUUGUCGGCUAUCUGUAUCUGGAUCUGUUCCCGCGGGAGGGCAAGUAUGGCCACGCCGCCAACUUCAACCUGCAGCCGGGAUUCCUCGACAAAGACGGUAACCGCCGGUACCCAGCGACCGCGCUAGUGUGCAACUUCACCAAGCCAACACCCAAGAAGCCGAGUCUGCUGAAGCACGACGAAGUGGUCACCCUGUUCCAUGAGUUGGGGCAUGGCAUCCACGACCUGGUGUCGCGGACGACGUACUCGCGGUUCCACGGGACCAACACGGUGCGCGACUUCGUCGAGGCGCCUAGCCAGAUGCUGGAGAACUGGUGCUGGACGCCGUCCCAGCUGCGGGCGCUGAGUCGACACUACUCGACGCUGACCCCGGAGUAUCUGGCCGGAUGGACCGAAGCACAGCAGGCCCGCAGCGGCGGCAAGACUGCCACCGGCCCCCCACCCGAGCGCAUCCCGGACGAUGUGAUUGCGAACCUCAUUCGCACCAAGCAUGUCAACGACGCUCUGUUCAACCUCCGCCAGCUGCAUUUCGGAAUCUUCGACAUGACGGUGCACGAGCCGUCGAGCCAUGCCGAGAUUGAGGGUCUGCCGCUGUCGGCGACGUACAACAAGCUGCGCCACGAGAUCACGCAGAUGGACGGGCCCGAGGCGCUGGGUGGAGGCGAUGAAUGGGGUCACGGCGAGGCGACCUUUGGGCACUUGAUCGGCGGGUACGAUGCGGGCUACUACGGGUAUCUCAGCUCGCAGGUGUACUCGACGGACAUGUUCUACACGGUGUUCAAGGCCAACCCGAUGGAUCCCCAGGCUGGUCGGCGCUACCGGUACCAGGUGCUGGAGAAGGGUGGCAGCCAGGAUGAGAUGCAAACGCUGACGGAAUUCCUGGGUCGGGAGCCGCAGACCACGGCCUUCUACCAGGAUCUAGGACUAGCCUAG